CCAUUUACCCUCAUCUUCCCUUUCCCUUACCUUCCACCAUUCCCUAUGUAAAAUAAAAACAUAAACAAUGAACUCGUCGGCGCCGUGAAGACGCCGGAUUUUAUAGCAUACCAGGAUAAAUAAAAAAUCCUGCCAGCUUGCACGCUAUUUUAGGGAAGUCAAUGAAGAUUUCAAAACCCUUAUUCCUACCAUCUCUUUUGUUGUUACUAGUUUCUGUAAUUAUAGCCUAUGUUUUUCUUACAACACCUCAAAAUUCAAAGGAAAUCAUCACUUCAAUGGAAAAAGCAGCAGAAAAUAAUGUCACACCUAUCUCAGAAAUUCAUGGAGUCAAGAUUCAGAAGAACCCUCCUCAGUCUAAGCUUGAUGACCUUCAAGUCACCACUUGGCCCCAGUGGAGUUCUCAACCAAGCAUAAUUCCAUGGACUUUUGAAGCGGAGGAGACAAUGUACCUGCUGGAAGGUAAAGCCAAGGUUUCAGUUGAUGGACAUGACGGAUCUUUCGAAAUAGAAAGUGGUGACAUGGCUGUGUUCCCUAAAGGAUUGAAGAUUACUUUUCAAGUGCUUGAAGCUGUGAAUAAGCAUUAUCACUUGAAAAAGUAAAUUAAUGUAAAUGAUUUUACACAUUCCAUGAAGAUAUAAUGCCCUUGCUACUGUGAUCCUUGUGUUCCGGUUGUAGAGCUGGUUGGCGGUCCUGCGAAGAGUCCGCCAAGCAGUGGAGUAAGCGUAACACCUUGGAUACAAGUAUGAUAUGUUGCCCCAUUUUCAAGCUUGCUAUCUGGUAGUGUUACUACUUACUAGUGCGUAUAUUAUGUUUAUGUGGAUUGAAAUCUGGCUUCUUGAGCAUAUCAUCAUUGAAAAAUUCAGUUUUAAAUUGUGAA
Molecule: messenger RNA, 877 nt
Organism: Beta vulgaris subsp. vulgaris (sugar beet)
Lineage: Eukaryota; Viridiplantae; Streptophyta; Magnoliopsida; Caryophyllales; Amaranthaceae
Exons: 2
Coding region: 162-599 (145 amino acids)
Source: RefSeq, a predicted model, not a curated record